This is a messenger RNA of Acanthoscelides obtectus, 352 nucleotides long. The record is from the annotation of a GenBank genome assembly. NCBI's taxonomy places the organism in Eukaryota, Metazoa, Arthropoda, Insecta, Coleoptera, Chrysomelidae.
GUACGUCGCAGCUACCCGGCCGCGUCUCUGCGUGUGUGAUUGUUUGUGGCGUGCGAACGCAGCUUAAGGAUACACCACAUGGAUAAGGAUAAGCUGAAGCUGAAGCUGCGCGACCAGGUGGUGCAGCGCGCCGUCCAGUUCUGGAAGAAGAAGAUCUACAAGGCCAAAAUUGUAUAUACCGAACACGCGAUGCGUUCACGAAAAGUCUUGGUUUUACGUUAGAGCCGUUUUGCACCGAACUAGUACACGCCAGUUCUGUCGGAUUUCAAACUAAAACGAGUGACGUUUUAUCGAGAAAGGUUUAGGAAUGCUUUAGAAAAUUUGUAGCUCGUACAUAUAUACGCAUAUUAGG